GAUGCCAUGCUCCAUUACAAAAUUCUUAUUUCAUUUUUUUAAAACCAGACAACAAGGAAUAUCAGUAGGGACAGCAAAACGACAAAAAUGGAAUGCAUCACCAUAAAUCAUUUUUAAUUCAUAGAUAUUUUGAAACUUAGAUUCUCAUUUUGAAAAAUGUUUUUUUUUUCUUCUCUUUAACAUGGUAGCAGAUGAGUGCAGUUGGUGUGUGUUAAUGCAACAGAGUCACUGUUUUUAAGACUUUGUAUAAGCCACUUUAAGGGUCAACAAUUUCUUAGCACUAAAGCCAAGAGACCAAAAAGACUAAAACAAUGAUGCACUCAUUCAAGUGUGAUGUGUGACUCAGUCUCUGAUUCCUCUCCAAAUUCAUCCAACUUCCAAGUCAAGGGAAUAUUGUUCCAAGAGGUCAGAAAACAAUGAAUUGUUCAUCAUGGGGGACUUCAGAAUCCAGAAGUUUGAGCUUAGAAGUGGAUUUUCUGCCACAACAAUGCCACAGGAGCAAAACAUUGAGCUUUCAAUUCCAAGAACAGGAUUCAUCUUCGAUUCAUUCGGGUCAAUCUUCUACCGUUGAAAUGUCUGUUCAGCAUAGUUCUAUUGGUUCAACACUUGGCACAACCGAGGGAUGUGUCAUCAGGUCAUUUAUGCAGAAUCAGGAUUUCACCUUCCCUCCUCCACUACUGGAUCAAAGCCAAACACUUGCUCACUAUGCUGAUCCAGGCUAUAGCAAUCUUAUGUCUUCUUCAUAUGGUCCACAAUCCAAGACAGUGGAAGAAACUGCUCCUAUUCGAAUUCCUCUGCAAUUGGACGUUAAAGAAGAACCCAUAUACGUGAAUUCAAAGCAGUACCAUGCUAUUCUGAGAAGAAGACUCUAUCGAGCAAAACUUGAAGUACAAAACAAACCCAUCAAGUAUCGAAAACCUUAUCUUCACGAGUCUCGCCAUCUACAUGCAGUGAAGAGAGCAAGAGGUGCUGGUGGACGCUUUCUCAACACUAAAAAGCUUCAACAAUCAACUCGUAAACAUGGAAAUACUGCAGAAUCGAACAUGCAUCAAAUAGAAAACUACAGAGAUGGUGAUAAUGCAACAUAUGCAUCUAACAGUGGUGCAAGAAAUAUGCAGAAUUAUACAUCUGAUAAGGGUGGUGGUGGCACCACUCAGCACCCUCUUUUUGUCUACAUGUGAAUGACUAAACUGGGUUGUUCUUGGAUUCACCAUUGGGAAGUCAUCCUUGGCUCAUAUUCAUUACGUUGUUGCUGUUUAUUAUUGUGUGUUUUGAUUUUCCUCGACAUUGACAUGGACCUGUUAAAGUUGUUUCAAACUGAUUUGUCAAUAACAGUGUUUUUCUAUGCUGCAA
Molecule: messenger RNA, 1353 nt
Organism: Vigna unguiculata (cowpea)
Lineage: Eukaryota; Viridiplantae; Streptophyta; Magnoliopsida; Fabales; Fabaceae
Product: nuclear transcription factor Y subunit A-8-like
Biological process (GO): regulation of DNA-templated transcription
Cellular component (GO): CCAAT-binding factor complex
Molecular function (GO): DNA-binding transcription factor activity; DNA binding
Source: RefSeq, a predicted model, not a curated record